This is a messenger RNA of Erinaceus europaeus (western European hedgehog), 3293 nucleotides long. Its product is annotated as orphan sodium- and chloride-dependent neurotransmitter transporter NTT5. The transcript is spliced from 13 exons. Gene Ontology annotation, cellular component: membrane. The coding region runs from base 120 to 2735 and encodes 871 amino acids. The record is from RefSeq and is a predicted model, not a curated record. Lineage: Eukaryota; Metazoa; Chordata; Mammalia; Eulipotyphla; Erinaceidae. Gene Ontology annotation, biological process: sodium ion transmembrane transport.
GCCCGCGGGCCGGUGUGUGGGAUCGCGUCUCGGUGGAGGUUGGUCCCCGCCUCUUCGCCGCCUGGAAAGUCUCCCCGGACCUGGAAGCCGGGCACCCACCUUUGUGAGGAGCCGUAGAAAUGUCGACAGAGGCGCAGACGUCAAAGAGUCUUUUGGCGUCCUUCAGUUCCCUGCAGGAAGAUGAGCCCGACCUUCGUAAAGCUGAAGCAGCUUCCGAAAGUCAGCUGGAAAAGAAGACGGAAUCUUCAAGCCCGUCACUAGCCAGCCUGCCGGCUGCUGCCACAGGAUUCUCUGUUUCUCCAAGAAGCCAGAGUCAGGAACCACUGGCCAAGUCCCCAUCUACUGACACAGAACUCUCUGACUCUUUUCCAAAAAGCCAGAUUUGGGAAGCGUUGGAUAAAUCCCUGUCUUCCAACACAAAUCUCUCUGAUUAUAUUUCAAGAAACCAAAAUUUAGAACCACUGGUCGAAUCCUCCUCUUCUGACACAGGACUCUCUGAUUCUUUUCCAAGAAGCCAAGUCUGGGAAGCCCUGGGCAUGUCCCCAUCUACCGAUACAGAACUCUUAGAUUCUCUUGCGAGAAGCCACACGUGGGAACCCUUGUCUCUGCCACCCUGGGUUUCCGAUACCCAGCUUCUGAAGGACCGGAUUGCUAAGGCUGAAGCUUGGGAGGCUUAUGCCUGGGUGGCCCAGAGAAAGAUCAGCCAACCCAGGCAGAGUUCCACAGUGGACCUGCCACUUGCCCCAGUCAUAAAAAAUAAACGGUCCUUUGGGGCCAUCCCGAAGGUCAAGAAGACAAAGGCCUUCGAGCGUCCGCUGUGGUCCAACAAGUUUGAAUACAUCCUGAUCCAGCUGGGAAACACGCUGAGGCCUAUUAACUUCUUCCGCUUCUCCUCCCUGUGGAUCAACAACGGGAGCUGCAUUUUCCUCAUCAUCUACGUUUUCUUGAUGUUCCUGGUUGGACUUCCUCUCCUCUUCCUGGAGAUGUCAGUGGGUCAGAAGGCCAAGCACGGCGGCAUCGCCACGUGGAGGGAGAUGAGCCCCUGGAUCGGCGGUCUGGGCUACUCUUGCAUCAUGGUUUGCUUCAUCACCAGCUUGUACUUGAACGUGACCAACAGCUGGGUCCUCGCCUACCUGGUCCAGUCCUUCCAGCACCCGGUCCCAUGGGAGAAAUGCCCCUUGCUGAAGAACUCCAGUGACUUCGACCCUGAGUGUGUGCACACGACACCCUCCACGUUCUACUGGUACCGCGUGACGCUGAAGGCCUCAGACAGAAUCGAGGACGACGGGCCCCCAGCACUCAGCCUCAUCCUGCCCCUGUUCGCCACCUCCAGCUUCUUGUGCAUCUGCGUAAUCAGCGGCGUCAAGUACACCGGCAAGGUGAUGUACGCCUUCAUCCUCCUACCCUGCCUCAUCCUCAUCAGCUUCUGCACUUGGAGCAUACUGCUGAAAGAAGGGGUGAUCGUGCGUCAGUUUCUGUUAGACGCCAACAUCUCGGCCAUCUACAACAUCAACGUGUGGUACCAUGCGGGGAAGCAAGUCUUGUUCACGCUGAGCCUGGGCUUUGGCUCCGCCGUCUCCAUCUCCUCCCACGCGAAGCCCUACACUAACAGUUUCAGCGACGCGCUCAUCGUGGUCAUGAUCAGCCUGACCACCACGAUACUCUCCACAGUGUUCAUCCUCGGGACCCUGGGCUUCUGGGCCACGGUCAUCAUACACCGCUGCCAUGAGAAGAAUGCUGAAACGAUCACAGAUUUGGUCAUCAAGGGCAAGCUUCCUGCUGAGGCCCUGCCUCCUGAGUACCUGAACGACAACCCGACCCAGGUCUUCACCUCUUGGUUUAACAACCUCCCCCAGAGCACCAGGGACCUGGUCCUGAACUUCCUGACAGAGUGCAGCUUGGAGAAGCAGCUGGAAAAGGUCGGGGACGGCCCAAGCUUCGCGUUCCUGGUGUUCACUGAGGCCAUGUCAUUCAUCCCCGGCUCCGUCUUCUGGACCAUCCUCUUCUUCGUGUUCCUGUUGUCGGUGGGACUGAGCUACCUGGUCGCCAUCACACAGGCCAUCAUCACCACGCUCCAGGACACCUUUGCCACUUCCAGGGACUGUACGAAGCUGCUCUCCGUCAUCAUCUUUCUGCUCCUGUUCCUGUGCGGCCUCUUCUUCAUCCGCCCUGCGGGCAUCUACUACCUCAGGCUACUGAGUGAGUACUGGGCCAUCUUCCCCGUGACCGUCAUCAUGAUACUGGAAACCGUGGCUGUGGUCCAGGCCUUAGGGGUCCAGAGGUCAGGCCCCAGAGGCCCUCCCAGCAGCUCCGGGCGCUUUUUUCCCAGGCUUCUCGGCAACAUACCGUUUCCCUGCCAGCACCCCGUCUCCUACUUCUGGAUGUGGUACUGCCUGAUUCUUGUUCUGCUGCUCAGCCUGCUGGUGAUGUCUCUGAUUCGCCUGUACCAUUACCCCAUGACCUACGUAGCCUGGGACUCCAAAACCUCCACCAAGGUGGUCCGAGACUUCCCCCUGGUGUACGUGUUCUCCCUGGCCGGCCUCUUCACCAUCGUCGUCCUCCCAGUCCCCGGUUACUUCAUAUACUGCCUCAUCCAGGGCAUUCCCUUCAACCCUUCCAUCGGGAGAGACUCCUCGGCGUCCCUCAGAAGCCUGACCCGAGGCAUCAAGCAGCCUUUCAAAUUCAUGCAGAGGAAGAAAGUGCUCAGUAUCAGCCGGGACAACGGGACAACGUGACUUCCUAACCGGGUCCUUCCUUGGCUCACAGGGUCUGGUUGUUAAAACCUCCCUCCCCACGAGGCCAUACCUUCCCUUGUGGUGUCCUCUCCCCAGCCCCCCAGCUUCAGUCGUACAGCCGCCCAGCUCAGCAGGACGCGGCCUCCCAGACCCAGAGCUCCAGGGGCGGGCGAGUCGCCACCCAAUAAAUGAGUUGUUGGAACCUGGACUCCUUGUGAGCAGAUUGUGUGUUCUGUCCCCCACUUCCCCCAAUUCUUUCUUUUUUCUUUUUUCUUUUUUUAAGAGAGAGAAAUUGAGAGGGAAGGAGGAGAUAGAGAAGAAAGAGAAACUCCUGCAACUCUGCUUCACCCCUCGUGAAGGUGAGGUUGGGGCGCUUGAACCUGGGUCUUUGAGCAUGGUAAGAGCUGCACUCAACUGGGUGCAUCGCUAACUCGGCCGCUAAGAACUGGUUUUAGAGAGAGACGCCAAGCUAUCUGUGCACUGAGUGUAGUUUGCAGAAACCGCACAUUUGGGGGGAACUGGAUGAGGUGCAGCUGGUGAAGCGUCAUUGCCAUACCA